AUGGCAUAUUCAUCGUCGCGUUCCACCUUUGCGGCGGGAAGCUCAUCCACCUCAUCGACCAUCCGCCAACAGAGUGGCCAUAAUGCUGCAACUCACCAGCAAUCUACAGUACUGGCGUUACGCAUUGAAUCAAAAAAAGCCGAGCUUGCGAAUUUGAAACAGCUUCGCGAGAUGAGCGAUGUUCUGUCGAAGCAAAUGCAGGCUCUAGAGACUAAGAUAGGGACUCUCAAAGAUGGGACAGAAGCUGUGGCUUGCGUUCUGGCAAAUUGGGAUAAUGUCUUACGAGCUAUUAAUAUGGCUUCAAGUAAAACUGCAGACCUCAAAAGCUCAACGGAGCAUUCGUUGUCCCAGACAGAUAGCGACAAGGCCAUUGACCGCAACCUCCCCGCCACUCUAGUUCGAAUCCCUGCGAAACAACCAGGAAGUUCUCGAAGUUGA
This is a messenger RNA of Aspergillus clavatus NRRL 1, 438 nucleotides long. RefSeq names its product DASH complex subunit DAD2. Gene Ontology annotation, cellular component: DASH complex; mitotic spindle pole body; mitotic spindle midzone. The record is from RefSeq and is a predicted model, not a curated record. The coding region runs from base 1 to 438 and encodes 145 amino acids. The transcript is spliced from 3 exons. Lineage: Eukaryota; Fungi; Ascomycota; Eurotiomycetes; Eurotiales; Aspergillaceae. Gene Ontology annotation, biological process: attachment of spindle microtubules to kinetochore; mitotic cell cycle.